This is a messenger RNA of Plectropomus leopardus (leopard coralgrouper), 1801 nucleotides long. Its product is annotated as E3 ubiquitin-protein ligase TRIM35. Gene Ontology annotation, molecular function: ubiquitin-protein transferase activity; protein binding; zinc ion binding. NCBI's taxonomy places the organism in Eukaryota, Metazoa, Chordata, Actinopteri, Perciformes, Serranidae. The record is from RefSeq and is a predicted model, not a curated record. Gene Ontology annotation, biological process: protein ubiquitination.
UCCUUUAUUUACUACAAGUGAAGUAAACCUGUUCUUCAAGUCCCUGUUGAUCUAUAACCCUGGUUGCUCAUAAACUGUGUCCAGAUUACUCUGUGGACUCUGCAGUCAGCGAGGAGCACUUCUUCUUCCUAACUGCCUUUUCUGCAACAAACAACCGCAGCUAUAAAAGCAGCUUCCCGCGCUAACAGGAACCUGCCAUGGCGCUGCGCCCACGUGCUUCCUCUCAGCCUGGAAAACUUUCCUUUUUCCAGAGUCCGAAGGUGGCUUCAGCCCUUCGACCGCGGGCUGUUUCCUCGCGCUCGGGCUCCAUGCUGGAAGACGAGCUGUCUUGUCCCGUCUGCUGUGAGAUCUUCAAGGACCCCGUGGUGCUCAAGUGCAGCCACAGCUUCUGCAGAGACUGUCUGCAGCAGUUCUGGAACAAGAAGAAGGCCAGGCGUGAGUGUCCCGUCUGCAGGAGGAAGUGCUCCCUGACGGAGCCCACGGUGAGCCUGGCGCUGAAGAAUGUGGCCGACACCUUCCUGAGGGAGCAGGAUCGCAGGACGGCUGCGGCUGGAGCAGGUGAAGGGGCCGAUGGGACAGGGAUGCAAGAAGUGAUGGUGGAGGUGGAGUGCGCCACACAUGGGGAAGUUCUCAAGCUCUUCUGUCUGGAUGACUUUGAAGCCCUCUGCUGUGUGUGUCACACCUCCAAGAAGCACCAGGGACACAGAGUGUGCCCCUUAGAAGAGGGAGCACAGGACCUAAAGGCUGAGAUGAAGAAGGAUCUGGUUCCUCUGAAGAAAAACUUGCGGUGCCUGUAUGAAGCCAAGCAGGAGUGUGAUGACACAACUGUGCACAUCAAGAACCAGACUCAAGCCACAGAAAAGCAGAUCAAGGAGGAGUUUGAGCAGCUGCGCGAGUUUCUUCAGAGGGAGGAGACGGCUCGCUUGGCUGCCCUGCGGCAGGAGGAUGAGGAGAAGAAAGAGCUGGUGAAGAAGAAGUCAGAAAGCAUCACUAGAGGUAUCCUCACCUUCUCACAUGCCGUCAUUGCCAUUGAGAAUGAGAUUGCUUCCAGCGAUGCUCUCUUCCUGAAGAAUUAUGCCAACACAAAGAAAAGAGCAGAAAUUCCACAGAAUAAUCCAGAAAAAGUGUCGGGUGCUCUUAUAAAUGUGGCCAAGCAUGUCGGUUCCCUCAAGUACCAUGUAUGGGAGAAGAUGGCGGAGCUGGUUCAGUACACACCCAUCACCCUGGACCCCAACACUGCCUACUCCUGGUUGUCCCUGUCCACAGACCUGACCUGUGUCGCCAACAGCGGAUGUCUCCAGAAGCUCCCAGACAAUCCUGAACGUUUCGGUCACUUUGUGUUCCUACUGGGCUCCGAGGGCUUCACUUCAGGCCGCCACGCCUGGGAGGUGGAAGUGGGCGACAAGUCAGACUGGAUGCUCGGGGUGGUCAAGGAGUCCAUCGACAGGAAAGGCCGAAUUUCGGGCUGUCCCGAGGGCGGCUUUUGGAUGAUCUCACACUACGAGGGCGAGUACUCGGCCAUGACAAGGCCCAGCACCCCGCUGCAUCUAGAGGGAGAGCUGACCCGAGUCCGGGUGCAGCUGGACUAUGAAUCCGGAGAGGUGACCUUCUCCAACCCUGUCAGCAUGACGCCCAUCUACACCUUUUCCGACUACUUCACUGAGAAGAUGUACCCCUUUCUCUGCCCAGGAGCCAACAUCAAUGGCAACAACCCCAGCCCGCUUAAGAUCUGCCCUGCAAAGGUGGCUGUAUGGAACAGUGCCACAUGGUGAUUGGACAACACCUCACAGAGGAUAUAUUU